Cornus florida is the source of this 963-nucleotide messenger RNA. RefSeq names its product MADS-box transcription factor PHERES 2-like. Gene Ontology annotation, molecular function: RNA polymerase II cis-regulatory region sequence-specific DNA binding; DNA-binding transcription factor activity, RNA polymerase II-specific; protein dimerization activity. Gene Ontology annotation, biological process: positive regulation of transcription by RNA polymerase II. The transcript has a single exon. Bases 1 to 963 code for a protein of 320 amino acids. Lineage: Eukaryota; Viridiplantae; Streptophyta; Magnoliopsida; Cornales; Cornaceae. The record is from RefSeq and is a predicted model, not a curated record.
AUGGGUCGAGCAAAAUUGAAGAUGGAAUUGAUAAGUAAUGAAAAGAAGCGUCAUUCGACGUUUCAGAAGAGAAACAAGGGUUUGAAGAAGAAAGCGUACGAACUAUCGACACUAUGUGACGUGAAUGUGUGCAUGAUCAUUUACGGUCCGAAACAGAAUGAGCAUCAUUCCAUGGAGCUGGGGAUGUGGCCUUCGAAUCCCCAUGAGAUUCAACGCAUGAUUGAAUUGUUCAAGAAUCGAUCUGAGCAAGACCGUAAUAGCAGGACACAUGAUUUGUCAGAUUUUUUCGAGGACAGGACUAGGAAAGUUGAAGAAGAAGUGGAGAAACUGCGGAAAAAGAAUGAUAAUGAAGCUAAGUAUCCGAGUUGGGACCAACGGUACAACACUCUCUCGGAGGAACACUUGAGGCAAUUGAGCAGUUUACUGGAUGAUAAGGUUGCGGUUGCCAAGGAUCAGCUUGAAUUAAUGAAGCUAGGAAAUCAAAGUUCGGAGGUGAUACCAGGUGGUGGUAUCAUAGAUUGCACUACUCCAAUACAAUAUUCAAGCCAAACCCAUCCUUAUUAUUUCAGGGAUGAUGAUUUUACAAGAAACAUGCACUUGAAUUUUAUUCAUGACCAAUAUUCUAUUUCUUCAGUGAAUCCAUGUCAAUACUACUCCCCCAUGGAUCAAGCUUAUUUGAUGAUGAUGCAUGAUUAUAAUAAUAGCUACUGCAAUCAACUUGCGUCUAGCAGCAGCAACGCCAUGCAUGUUCAUCUUCUUGAUUCACCUACUCCCAUGCCACUGCCACUGCCACUGAUAGACAACAUGGUAGUGAACAAUCCGAGGCCAACUCCCAUGCUGCACUAUAUGCACUACCCAAUAAUCUCAAGUACUGCUCCAUCCCAAAUGCAUGCGCCAGCAGCAGCUAAUUCUCAGUAUUAUGAUCAUCAAGUCGAUGAAUUUCAGAUGAAGAAUCAAAAAUAA